This is a messenger RNA of Talaromyces stipitatus ATCC 10500, 1199 nucleotides long. RefSeq lists its product as uncharacterized. Lineage: Eukaryota; Fungi; Ascomycota; Eurotiomycetes; Eurotiales; Trichocomaceae. Gene Ontology annotation, biological process: regulation of transcription by RNA polymerase II. Bases 120 to 1199 code for a protein of 359 amino acids. The record is from RefSeq and is a predicted model, not a curated record. The transcript is spliced from 2 exons. Gene Ontology annotation, molecular function: zinc ion binding; DNA-binding transcription activator activity, RNA polymerase II-specific.
CAGACGACAGUCAACUACUUCUCCUUUCGCAUCCCGUCACGCGCAAAUUACAAUGAUUCCGAGCCAGCUAUCUCUUUGGGUGUGCUGCAAUAUUAUAUACCUCUUUCCUAGUUAGCAUCAUGCCUUCCAGGCGCCAACAUCUCAAAUCUCGCCACGGUUGUCUGACAUGCAAGUCUAGGAAAGUAAAGUGCGACUUUCAGAGACCUGUGUGCAGUCAUUGCUCACGAAGAAAGGAACGAUGUCGAUACACGGAAGAUGCACCAAACCUAUCCCAUAAUCGACUCUCACAUGCAUACCGUCGAAAUGCUAUGUACUCGUCCGAAGGCCAUUUAUCAGCUCCUCUAUUCACCAGUUUACCGAAUCUCGAACAGAUUUUGUUGCAUCAUUUCUCAUCUAGCGUCAGUCUCACGUUGUCAGAUCGAAGCGAUUUCCAGGAAGUCUGGUCUCAUCAUGUUCCCAGAGAUAGUUACGAUUAUCCACACUUGAUGCACAGUAUUCUGGCCAUAUCGGCUCUUCACUUGUCGCAGACAGCAAACCCCGAGAAUCUUGCUGAUAUUAGAUUCUACGCGGCGCUGGCGACUAACCAUCAUGUUACAGCGUUGUCCCUUCUCACGCCUCAUGUUACUGGUGUCACAAUAAACAAUUUUGAUGCCAUGUAUGCAACCGCCAUGCUUGUCUUUCUUUACGCACUGAUGACGCUAUCGGACUCUUCAUGUCUCUCGCAACACAUUGUAGCACUCUCCGAAUUGGCCAAGGGAAUUCUAGCCGUAAGGAGAGAAGGCGAAGAAAAGUGUGAAAUCAAGAAGUCCUAUUUGUUGCGCGAUUAUUGCGCAUGGGACCAUCCACCGCCACUUCCAGAUGGUUUGCAUCGAACAGUGCGAAAUGUAGAGCACUUAGUUGCCUCACUUCCCGAGACUAAAGAGAAAACGGAAAACAAGACCGAAUAUCAGCAGGCCAUUAGGAUCCUCAGUUGUACUCUCAAUGCUGUCAAUCUGAAUCGUGAACAUCCAGCGAUGGUCUUCAUGUGGCUGACUCUCGUCAAUCGUCGUUAUAUCGAACUUGUGGAAUCUAAGGAUACUAUGGCUCUCAUGAUCCUAGGUCAUUACGGGAUUUGUAUGCUACAAGUGAAAGACAAAUGGUGGUUCGCAAAGUGUGGGGCAUAUCUCGUUUCUGCAGUGCACCGAAUCCUCGAUAAUUGA